Molecule: messenger RNA, 5703 nt
Organism: Cricetulus griseus (Chinese hamster)
Lineage: Eukaryota; Metazoa; Chordata; Mammalia; Rodentia; Cricetidae
Source: RefSeq, a predicted model, not a curated record
ACAGGCAAGCUGCGAAACGGCCUGGAGAGGUGGUGAGCUGAGGUCACUGCUGGGUCUGAAUUUCUAGCUUCUGUACUUGGAAGAACCAGGAGCAGCUGACGUUGACCAGCCCGGACAGCCUAGGCAGGCAGGGCGGCUCAGGAAGGGUUGUUGCUAGAAAGCCCCGACUGGUGUCUCCUGGGAAAGUUUUUUAUGCCAACUUGAUGGACAAUGUUUCUGCUUGCAGUGGCUCCUGUCCCCUGAUGCCAGCCAAGCGUGGAGAAAGGAGGUGAGGCUGAGCAUGGACCAAGAAGAGCCUUCACCUCCUGCCCCUGCAGAAAAUGAAGUGAAAUAUGACGCCAAUAACAAUGAAGAGGAAGAGGGAGAAUUAUUUGACUUUGAUAGUGGAGACGAAGUCCCCGAAGCAGAUCGUCCAGCCCCGUCGGCCCGUGAGGCCACAGGUGCUGAAGCAGGCGCUGCAGGCGAGACCACCUCCCCUGCAGGAAAUGGAACUGAAGCUGAGCCUGCCCCCGAGGCUGAGCCUGCGAAACUUGCAGUCCCAACGAGAGUGAACCCAUAUUCUGUCAUUGACAUCACACCAUUCCAGGAGGACCAGCCACCAUCUCCAGAUGCAAACACAGAGGAGGAAGGGGUGGGCCUUCGUGUGCCUAGUGGUUACUCUGUGCCUGUGCCCUGUGGCUAUGCUGUCCCGUCUAACCUGCCAUUGCUGCUGCCUGCCUACUCCAGUCCAGUCAUCAUCCGAGCCGAGUCUGUAGAAGAGGAAGAAGCAGCAGAAGUUUCGGGAGAUGGGCAGUGCAAUUCCCUAAGCUCCGAGGACCUUCCGAACAGUGGUGAUCAAGGCAGCCAAGAAGGCAAUGCCCUGACCCGGUGGGCAGCUGACCCUGCCAACACAGCUUGGAUGGAGAAUCCAGAGGAAGCAAUUUAUGAUGACGUUCCAAGGGAGAACUCAGACUCUGAACCAGAUGAAAUGAUUUAUGAUGAUGUGGAGAAUGGAGACGAAGGUGGGAACAGCUCCCUGGAGUACGGGUGGAGUUCCAGUGAAUUUGAAAGCUAUGAGGAGCAAAGUGACUCAGAGUGCAAGAAUGGAAUCCCCAGGUCCUUCCUGCGCAGCAGCCACAAAAAGCAACUCUCUCAUGACCUAACCCGCUUUAAGGCGCACUGUGAGGAAAAGAUGAGAGGCUUGGUGGCCAGUACGGUGGGAGCCAUGGAGGUGCCGCAGGCAAAGCACAGGCAGGAGCGGAAGAUGCAAAAGCUCAUGAAGGCAGCCAAGGAGGGUACCAAAGAUGGGCUGGAGAAGACCAAAGCCGCUGUGAAGAGAGGCCGGUCCUUCAUCAGAACCAAGUCUUUGAUUUCUCAAGAUCACAGGUAUUGUUUUGAAGAAGAGCAGAAUUUGUUCAUUGAUGUUGACUGCAAACACCCGGAGGCUGUUCUGACCCCAAUGCCAGAGGGCUUGUCUCAGCAGCAGGUUGUAAGAAGAUACAUCCUGGGUUCCAUUGUUGAAAGUGAAAAGAACUACGUAGACGCUCUACGAAGGAUUUUGGAGCAAUACGAGAAGCCGCUGUCUGAGAUGGAGCCACGGCUCCUGAGUGACAGGAAGCUCAAGAUGGUGUUUUAUCGUGUCAAAGAGAUCCUGCAGUGCCACUCCAUGUUCCAGAUCGCACUGGCCAGCCGUGUGUCUGAGUGGGAUGCCGUGGAGACAAUUGGAGAUGUAUUUGUAGCCUCGUUCUCCAAGUCCAUGGUGCUGGAUGCUUACAGUGAGUAUGUGAACAACUUCAGCACGGCUGUGGCUGUCCUCAAGAAGACGUGUGCCGCGAAGCCCGCCUUCCUUGAGUUCUUAAAGCUGAGCCAGGAUUCCAGUCCAGACCGAGUCACCCUCCACAGCCUUAUGAUGCGACCCAUCCAGAGGUUCCCACAGUUCAUCCUCCUGCUGCAGGACAUGCUGAAGAACACAGCCAAAGGACACCCCGACAGGCUGCCCCUUCAGAUGGCACUGACGGAGCUCGAGACCCUGGCGGAGAAGCUAAACGAGAGAAAAAGAGAUGCUGACCAGCGCUGUGAAGUCAAACAGAUAGCAAAAGCCAUAAAUGAAAGAUACCUAAACAAGCUCCUCAGCAGCGGAAAUCGGUACCUCAUUCGCUCCGAUGAUGUCAUCGAAACGGUUUACAAUGACAGGGGAGAAAUCAUCAAGACCAAGGAACGCCGGCUCUUCAUGUUGAACGAUGUGCUAAUGUGUGCCACUGCCAGCUCACGGACCUCUCACGAAAGCCAUGCUGUGAUGAGCCAGAGGUACCUGCUCAAGUGGAGUGUCCCUCUAGGACAUGUGGAUGUGAUCGAGUACGGUGGUGGUUCUGGCACUGGGGAGCACAGUAGGCACCAUGUCGCACACUCGCCUGAAAGCCUGGCCGUGAUGGCCAAUGUGAAGCCACCUUUACAGCAUGCCAUAUGGAAGGCAUCUGCAGGAUGGAUUAGCGAGCGCUGCAGUUUCCAGUGGGCGCUGCAGUUUAAUGAAGUUGAUAUUGUCCUUCGAGUUAAUUUAUUAGAAGCCCGUGAUGAACCAAGCGCUGAGUCCUACAAAGUUUACAUGGGCCCAGGGCAGCUGUACCAGGAUCUGCAGAACCUACUGCAUGACCUGAAUGUUGUUGGCCAGAUCUCGCAGCUGAUAGGAAACCUCCGAGGGAGCUAUCAGAAUUUAAGCCAGUCAGUAGCCCAUGAUUGGACAUCAGGCUUACAUCGACUGAUCCUGAAAAAAGAAGAGGAAAUCAGAGCUGCAGACCGCUGCAGAAUUCAUUUACAGCUCCCAGGAAAGCAGGACAAGUCAGGGCGGCCCACUUUCUUCACUGCUGUGUUCAAUACGUUUACAUCUGCUAUCAAGGAAUCCUGGGUCAGCAGCCUGCAGCUGGCCAAGCUGGCACUUGAGGAGGAAAACCACAUGGGAUGGUUCUGCGUGGACGACGAUGGUAACCUAGCCAAGAAGGAGACUCACCCUCUCCUGGUGGGACACAUGCCUGUGAUGGUGGCCAGGCAGCCAGAGUUCAAGAUUGAGUGCGCAGCUUAUAACCCCGAGCCUUACCUAAGCAACGAAAGCCAACCAGCUUCGCCCUCCACAGCACGUGGCUUCCUGUGGAUUGGAAGCUGCAGCAAUCAGAUGGGCCAGGUCGCCAUCGUCUCCUUUCAAAGUUCCAACCCCAAAGUCAUAGAGUGCUUCAAUGUGGAGUCUCGCAUCCUGUGCAUGGUAUACAUUCCGGCCGAGGAGCCGAAGCCCCAAGAGUCCAAUGAUGCCACGGAUCCAGAUGCCACAGCCUCAAGAGCAUCCCACGUGCCCACCAUCUGCCUGGGCACCGAAGAAGGGAGCAUCUCCAUCUACAAAAGCAGUCAGGGUUGCAAGAAAGUGAGGCUUCAGCACUUCUACACCCCCGACAAGUCCACAGUCAUGAGCUUGGCCUGCUCCCCACAGGGCCUGUAUGCAGGCCUGGUCAAUGGGUCAGUAGCCAGCUACACCAAGGCUCCAGAUGGAUCCUGGAACUCAGAACCCCAGCAAGUGAUCAAAUUGGGCGUCCUGCCUGUCAGAAGCCUUCUCCUGGUGGAAGGUGCGCUGUGGGCAGCCUCGGGAGGGCAGGUGUUCAUGGCCAGCUUGGAGACACAUACCAUAGAGAAUCAGCUGGAGGCCCACCAGGACGAAGGGAUGGUCAUCUCCCACAUGGCUGUGGCCGGCGUUGGCAUUUGGAUUGCCUUCACCUCAGGGUCCACCCUUCGCCUCUUCCACACAGAGACCUUGAAGCACCUGCAAGAUGUCAACAUUGAUGCCCCCGUGCAUAGCAUGUUGCCAGGGCACCAACGUCUGUCUGUGACCAGCCUGCUCGUCUGUCAUGGAUUGCUCAUGGUUGGUACCAGCCUGGGUGUUGUGGUGGCUCUGCCAGUUCCUCGUCUUCAGGGUAUUCCCAAAGUGACAGGGCGGGGCAUGGUCUCCUACCAUGCACACAAUGGGCCUGUUAAGUUCAUUGUCAUGGCCACAGCUUUUCAGAAGAACAAGGACAGAGCCAGAGACAGCCCACCCUCCGGCCCUGAGCCUCAGGAUGAAGACCCCAAGGAUUUGCUCUGUGGUGAGGAGGGCACUUCUUGCCUGGGCCAGACUGACACCAACACAGCCGCCAACACAGCCGUUUGGUUGGGAGACUCCCCGGGACUGACAGCUCAGAAGAGUGACCUGUCUUCAUCCUCAGGUUCUCUGAGCUUGUCCCAUGGCUCCAGCUCCCUAGAGCACAGAUCUGUGGACAACAGCCUGUGUGACCUCCUGAAGGACCCCAGUGCCUCCCCGAGGAGCAGGGCACAACGCUCUAGGAGAGCCAAAGCCAGCUCAGCACUGGUGGUGUGUGGGGGCCAAGGCCACCGGCGAGUUCACAGGAAGGCUAGGCAACCUUCUCAGGAGGACCUGGUGUCUUCAGUGAUGGUGUGGCAGAUCCCACUGCUGAGCAUGUAGAUCAGAGGCUGCCGCCUGGCAUGAGGGUGGCAAGCAGGGACAGCUCUCGACUGGGUGCAGGCCAAGUGGUGGAGGCUGCAUCCAUACCACUGGGACCAACUGGAAGCAGAGUUGGGAAAGGAAUCUGCAGACGUCACACAGAUUCUCUGCCUUCUCCCAUGGAACAUCCGAGUCAGAGGUGUGAGGGAGGCAGAGGAGCAUUAUGGCCUUUCAGCCACUGAACAGAGUUCUGGGAGAGUGCCACAGUCUGCCCCGUCAGUCAUUCAACCGAGAUGCAGCAUGCACCAAGGGCAUCAGUUCUGGGCACAUCUCAGAGAGCUGACGGGGAACUGUAGUGUCCAGUAGCAUAGGAGGUCAUUAACAAUUCUUAAAAUCAUCCUACUUGACUUAGGCUCACUACUGUUAUUUAUAUCUUAUAUAUUUUUUAAAUCUCAGAAUAAAAAAUGUAACAAUUUAAAGAGCCAGGUGACACAUUCCAGUCCAGUCAGCUUGCGUUGUCUGGGAGCGACUGAGGCUUUCCAAAGUCAACUGAUGUGUGUACUGCACCCUUUAACAAAUAGUGUUUUUAUAUUGUGUUUUCUAUUAAAAAUUAACCAUUAGCAUUUCAGUCAAUAUACUACAUGUAGUGUUUUGCACAUAAUCUUUGCUUUAAGCCAAAAUGUUUAAUAAUGUCAACUCCAGCUUCCAUGCCAAACCCUGCUUUCAUUCUCACGCUAAAGGAAAUUAGUAUCGGCGUGGGACACGUGCGGGCUCUGUCACACAGGGACGGUGCUGAAGAGCUCAGGUCUUCAGUGCACUUGCUGUCAGUGAGCCACGCACAUCUGGACACUCAUUCUAGAAUGAGUGACCCAUGGUGCUGACCCUCAGCUGCUGCCCCCACUGCCUGCCAUGCCAGUGUCCCCUCUCCCAAAGAACAUACAGGGUCAUAUGGGGCACUUGAGAGGCAGCCUGGAAUGUCAAGGGACAUGAGUAACCUAUAUAUAGAUUCUGUUUGCUCCACCUGUAUUUGUACAUCAGUGUUUCACUUACUGGAUGGCUAAAAAUUUGUUUUCUUAAGCCUAAUUCAGAUGCUCACCAGAAACACACUCCUCAGCACUUUACAAAUGACUAAAAAUGCUAACUUUUAACUUAGCCAAAUAUUUUCUAAAUCACACAUAUACCCAAGCUUUCUUAAACUGUUAGCUGCUAUCUUAUUUGAUAAAAAUAAAAGACUUUUUAUUUUAGAA